Messenger RNA from Pundamilia nyererei, 1384 nucleotides. It is a transcript of the gene kcnj11l, whose product is annotated as potassium inwardly rectifying channel subfamily J member 11, like. Gene Ontology annotation, cellular component: plasma membrane. The record is from RefSeq and is a predicted model, not a curated record. The transcript is spliced from 6 exons. Lineage: Eukaryota; Metazoa; Chordata; Actinopteri; Cichliformes; Cichlidae. Gene Ontology annotation, biological process: potassium ion import across plasma membrane; regulation of monoatomic ion transmembrane transport. Bases 200 to 1384 code for a protein of 394 amino acids. Gene Ontology annotation, molecular function: inward rectifier potassium channel activity.
AGUGUAUUAUUUUGAAAGUCCAGGCCGGAACCUCACCUAUAUCAUGUUCUAACCUGACUCAGGUCGAUGCUCGGGUGGUGCUGAGGACAUCCUGAUGGCUGAAUGAUGGAGUCCGUGCUGCCAUUCCCGUCGGUUUAAGACACCCCGCUCAGGAACACCACCUUUAUUCAACUCCAUCAGCUCACUCCCGCCCAGCAUCAUGUUGGCCAGGAAGGGCCUCCUGCCGGACGGCUUCCUGCUGACCCGGCUGGCGGAGGACCAGAACCAGCCAAACCGCAGCCGUUCGAGGUCUCAGAGAGCCCGCUUCAUCACCAAGACCGGAUCCUGUAACGUGGCUCACAAGAACAUCAGGGAACAGGGUCGCUUCCUGCAGGACGUUUUCACCACCAUGGUGGACCUGAAGUGGCAGCACUCCCUCCUCAUCUUCACCUCUGCCUUCCUCUGCUCCUGGAUGCUCUUCGCUAUGAUCUGGUGGCUCCUCGCCUUCGCUCACGGAGACCUGGAGCCCCGCGACCCCAACGGCGACCCGGGCCCAGUCCCCUGCGUCACAGCCAUCCACUCCUUCACCUCUGCCUUCCUCUUCUCCAUUGAAGUCCAGGUGACCAUCGGUUUUGGUGGCAGGAUGGUGACGGAGGAGUGUCCGCUGGCCAUCACCGUGUUGAUCAUUCAGAACAUUUUGGGGCUGAUCAUCAACGCCGUGAUGCUCGGCUGCGUGUUCAUGAAGACGGCGCAGGCCAACCGGCGAGCAGAAACACUCAUCUUCUCCAAAAACGCCGUCAUCGCUCCUCGAAAUGGCCGCCCCACUUUCAUGUUCAGAGUGGGAGAUCUGAGGAAGAGCAUGAUCAUCUCAGCCACCGUCCAGCUGCAGGUGAUCCGGCGGACGGUGACGUCAGAAGGCGAGGUGAUCCCCGUGUGCCAGCUGGACAUCCAGGUGGAGAACCCCCUCAGGAGUAACGGCAUCUUCCUGGUGUCUCCCCUGAUCAUCAGCCACACCAUGGAGCGAGGGAGUCCUCUCUACGAGCUGUCCGCCCAGUCACUGGCCUCCGAGGACCUGGAGAUCAUCGUCAUCCUGGAAGAGGGAGUGUUCACCCGGGGCGCCAAACAGGCUAGGACCGCCACUGACAGCAAGCUGCCCAUACCUGAGGCCUUGGAAAGUGCCAAGCGGGGCCAAUAUGAGGACAGCACCACCAAGGCUGGAGACAGAGCAAUACUGCAAGAGCGUACGGGAGAAGGACGCAACCAUAACAGCAAUACUCAGUGGCUACUGGAUCUAAGAGCAGACCACAGCAACCUCCCCACCCAGAAUGGCUUACUGAACGGCGGACAGUCCAGAUCCUCAGGGACCCCCAGAAGGAACCAGUCCCAUCCAACUACUGGCCAGUAA